This is a messenger RNA of Aureobasidium pullulans EXF-150, 1465 nucleotides long. RefSeq lists its product as uncharacterized. The coding region runs from base 141 to 1307 and encodes 388 amino acids. NCBI's taxonomy places the organism in Eukaryota, Fungi, Ascomycota, Dothideomycetes, Dothideales, Saccotheciaceae. The transcript has a single exon. The record is from RefSeq and is a predicted model, not a curated record.
UUAUAAGGCGGUAUCCCUCCACCACCGCCACCUUCUUUCUCGAGCAAGUCUCGAUCACUGCAUCUUCGUCCUCUUUUCUUCGUCACAUUCCUCACAUUCUUUUGCUUACGGGUUGAUCUCGUAAUCCCAUUCAUUUAACCAUGUUCUUCAACACAAUUGCCCUCACCACUGCCUUGCUGGCCGGAUCUAGCAUGGCUGAGAUUAUCUGGGAUGGUCGUUUCACCGAGACCUCUGCUGCAGAGAUUGGCAAGUGGUCUUGGGAGAAUCAAGUCGGUGCUUACCAGUACUACAUCCACGGAUCUGGUGCAACCACCGACUACGUCAACAUCAGCCCCGACUAUGUCAACCCUGCCGACAAGUCCUCCUCGGACGGUGCUCGUAUCACUGUUGACGGCACCUCUUCAUGGAACGGCCAAACCAUGAUGCGCACCGAGCUGAUCCCUUCCACCAAGGCCGCCAUCAACAAGGGCAAGAAAUUCUACCACUUCAGUCUUAAGCGUGCUGCUGAGAAUGCACCCGACGCUACUGCCGAGCACCAAGUCGCCUUCUUCGAAUCCCACUUUACCGAGCUGAAGUACGGUGUUGACGGCAGCGAUGGCAAGCUCCAAUGGAUGACCGAUGGCAAAUCUCAAUUCGACAUGGACUUUGACGCCGAUGUGUGGCACAACGUCGCCUAUGGUAUCGACUUCGACGCCAAGACUGUGGAAUUCUACCACUCCACUGGCGCUGAUGAGUUGGUUUCCAAGGCAGGGCCUUUGAGUGCUGCUGUUGCUUCUGACGGUGCUGAUUGGCACGUUGGCGUGUUGAAAUUUUCUCAGACAAAGGAGGACUGGUUCUUCAGCAGUGUUUACAUUGAGGAUGGCGAGCUUACUACUUCUGUCUCUGGGCCUGGUGGCGAUGCCGCAACUCCUUCCAAGGCGUCUUCGGCUGUUGCUGAGUCGUCUGUUGCUCCUGCUACUACGUCUUCUGCUGCUCCUGCUUCUUCGUCGUCCGCUGCUGCUAUUUCUUCUCAGGCUGCUGUUGUGAAAACCACUUCUUCCGCUGCAGUUGUUGAGACUUCACCUUCCGCUGCUCCUUCAUCUAUGGCUGCACCUUCAUCCGUCGCUGCUGUCUCCAGCUCCUCCAGCGCUGCUCCUACUACUCUGCAGACUAUGAUCCGCCCCACCAUACCCAGCUCGAGCGUCGCUGCUGCCGAGACCACUGCUGUAGCUAGCUCUUCAACGGUUGCUGCUGUUUCGACCUCUGCAAGCGAAGCUGCUCCUUCUUCCACCGAUGAUGGUUGUUCGGUUGAAUACGUUUACGUUUAGAAAGUCGCAAAGGCUGUAUAACUCAUAUAGCGAGGUGCGAUUUUCUUUCCGCCUCGGUCGCCAUUCUGAAAAUUCAUCACUUUUGGGCUUUGGUUCUGUUGCCAACUUCUCGUGUUGAGAGUGUUCCUUCCUUUUCUUACGUUUGGGUUAUAUUGAUU